AUGAAUUGUGAAGUUAUGAAGAAAACCAGUGUUUACAAGUACAUUGGAGCCUUUAUGUUGGUAUGGCUCUUGUUUGGAAAAGCUAAUUGUUCGGAUAGUGCUAUUAUUAUAUUUCAAGAGCCUGGAUGUCCUACAGGUGGUGUUUCGAUGGUCGAAGGGUGUGGGUGUUUUUCUGUACCCAGCGAUUACCAUGGAGGAUUUAUUUUUAUUUCCCAAGGAAACGAUAUCGCUUUUUAUACUGAUGAUGGGUGUAACGGCGAUCCAGAUACUCGGUUUUCUAACGAUGAAAAAGAAUGCAACCCUUUUGUCUGGAGAAGCUAUUUCAUUUUCUGCUCAUAA
Messenger RNA from Cryptomeria japonica (Japanese cedar), 339 nucleotides. Its product is annotated as antimicrobial peptide 1-like. The transcript has a single exon. The record is from RefSeq and is a predicted model, not a curated record. Gene Ontology annotation, biological process: negative regulation of growth; defense response. The coding region runs from base 1 to 339 and encodes 112 amino acids. Lineage: Eukaryota; Viridiplantae; Streptophyta; Pinopsida; Cupressales; Cupressaceae.